Molecule: messenger RNA, 1580 nt
Organism: Gymnodraco acuticeps
Lineage: Eukaryota; Metazoa; Chordata; Actinopteri; Perciformes; Bathydraconidae
Gene: prelid1a
Product: PRELI domain containing 1a
Exons: 6
Coding region: 128-760 (210 amino acids)
Biological process (GO): phospholipid transport
Cellular component (GO): mitochondrial intermembrane space
Molecular function (GO): phosphatidic acid transfer activity
Source: RefSeq, a predicted model, not a curated record
CAUGAUUUGUCGGUGGCUGCCAUGGUGGCUGCACGGUGAAAUCCAUGCCGACAGGAGUAUAACAUGAAAAUACCCAACUUUUGAAUGUUGUCGCCUUACAGCGUGGCCACAGUAAACCCACGGCACCAUGGUGAAGUAUUACUGCUGCGCAGGUAUGCUCAAAAGCAGCUGGGACCAAGUCUGUGUUGCUUUCUGGCAACGAUAUCCCAACCCUUACAGUAACCAUGUUUUGACUGAAGACAUAAUUUUCCGAGAGGUUACUCCAACAAACUGCCUCGUUUCCAGACGUCUCUUGACCAAAACGAGCCGAUCACCUCGCUGGAUGGAGCCCUACCUUCCAAAGCAAAUGUCCAGCUCGGCAUAUAUCAUCGAGGACUCUAUUGUGGACCCUCAGAAAAGGACCAUGACCACCCUCACAUGGAACAUCAGCCACGCUCGACUCAUGUCGGUUGAAGAGCGGUGCAAGUACUAUAUUAACCCUGAAAAUGGCAGCUGCACUGAGAUAAAGAGAGAAGCUUGGAUCUCUACCACCAUCUAUGGGCUGUCAAGAGCUGUUCAGGAAUUUGGUCUUAGAAGGUUCAAGAACAGUGUAACAAAGACCAUGAAGGGCUUUGAAUACGUGUUGGCCAAAAUGCAAGGUGAAACUCCAUCAAAAACCUUAACAGAGACGGCUACGGAGCGAGCGAGAGAGACGGCCCUGGCAGCUAAGGAGAAAGCCAAAGAUCUGGCCUCCCAGGCUCAGAAGAAACAGUAUGUGUGAUGUGUCGAUCACCGGUUCUUUACCACUGAUACUAAGACAGAUUUAUCUAUACCCUUUUGUUUAGUCGAGCAUUGGGGUAAGACAAACUGAUCCCGGGUCAUUGGGUAGACACCUGACCUCUAUGAGGAAGCAUCGUAAAUGGUGGGUGGACCAUAAAAGGGCCUGAGCUGGGUUCAAGAGCCUGUUCCAGCCUCCUAAAAUAUAUUGUACUUUUGAUACCAGAUCAUCUCAGUAUUUACCGUAGAUAGAGAUCUCAGAGGAACGGCUGCAUAUGGCUCCAGGUGCCAUAAAACAAUAAUAGCACUUUGCCAACCUUGAUGCCGUUCAUCAGACCUUUGCUCAACCUCUGUGCCCUUCAUCAACGUUUACUUUUUGUUCUGUUCCUGUUAGUCCGUCAUGUUGUUUUCUAAGAGCUUUGUAUUAUUAACAGCUUUUGUUCUCAUGCUAAGAUUAGCAUACCACAAGAUCUAAUUCAUGUGUAUGAUUUACGUUUUAUGUUUCUCCACAAUCAUGUUAUCUAUUAAUUUAGUUGAGUUCACCCAACCACACCUUAAUCAUCUUAAACCUGAUUACUUCAAGUUGAAGUGCAUUAACUGGAGAAAGGUCCUUAUAGCUUGAUAAGAAAUACUCCCUUGUGGCAGUAUCUGGUUGCCGUGGACAUCAGUGUCUUCGCCUGAAUUUCAAAUGCGUGUACAAAGGCAAACAUGUUACCUUGUUUUGUGCAUUCAGUUUAGGUGUGAUGAUACAACCCAUAUCAGCUCGCUUACUGUGUUGAUUCAAUAUCAACUUGUCAAUAAAUGGACUGUUCCUAUGUAACCAU